Molecule: messenger RNA, 228 nt
Organism: Gongylonema pulchrum
Lineage: Eukaryota; Metazoa; Nematoda; Chromadorea; Rhabditida; Gongylonematidae
Source: the annotation of a GenBank genome assembly
AUGCUAGUUGCAGCAGCAGCAGCAACAGCUACGCCUGGCUCCUACCUUCAAUUAGUAUCUGCUCGGAGUACAUCCGACGAUGCUGUAAACGGACAACUCAACUUUCGUACAAUCUCUGCUGGAGAUGCGGCACAUAUCUGGUGCCUGGCUAGGGUUGACGUAACCAUAAACCUUCUCAGCGCCAUUUGCAAUCUGCCGGCCAGCACAGCGGUACUUUGCAAUAGCUAG